UUAUUGGAGUGUGGUAUAAUCUGUGUGUGUAUGUGAUGAUUAAUAAGGUCCAGAUCAACAGGUUUAUCUUCGGUACAGUAAUACAAUCUGUAAGAUGACGCUAUGGAAGACCACGCCCUUUAGUUGCUACAGCAACCCUUUGUAGUUGUGUGAGUGUCCCGGUAGCCCCGCCCUCCUGAAGCCACGGAAGCCACGCCCUAAAAAAACAGAGAGACACCUGACGGACAAAGAGCAGGUAGGUAGACUGUGCCGAAUCUUCUCUAGAGAGAGAGAGAGAGAGAGAGACGGGGGGAGCAGAGUGGGCAGCAUGGCCGCUGAGGAGUCUCUGUACCUGAGGACCGUGCUGUCCCUCCAGGACUCGGUGAAACCCGACGACUCGAGCUUAGCGCUGCCGACCGAGGAGCGCUUAUCUCGGCCAGACUCUCCCAGCGGACAGAGCCAGCGGCGCUGCAGAGUGGAGCAGCAAGUGCAGCUCACCCUCUCCCGGAAAGGAAAACGACCCACGACUCUCACAGGUAGCCAGUCUAGUGGCCAACUAUCAUCCACCACACCAGUCAGAAAUGGCACAAUGAAGGUUUCAUCAGUUGGGUCCAUUAGACCAGCAAGAAGGGUGGAUGUUUCCCACUGGCCAAUUCCAGAGCUCCCCCAGGUUAAUGGAAGCUAUGGGAUAUUUAGGCAUGGCCCUACUGGAAACGGCUUCCACUGGGGCUCUGCAGCCUUUACUCUACCUGCCAUGCGAUCCGUGCAUUCAGCUGACCGCCUACAGGUGAUGGCCCCCUCAUGGCACAGUGCCCACUCUGAGGUGCUCCAGAACACCCGGCCGUUUGUGUUGGCCCGCUCCACCACUUUACAGCUUCCCAGCAGGCCCAUCUGUGAGGAUGAUGCUUUGGAUGACGUGUUCCUGCCUGAUGGACCACACGUCACUCCCCUCAGAUCAGAGCAUCAGCAGGUGUUUCUAGAGAGGCAGAAUAUGCAGAGGUCUCUCAGUCAGCCUGGAGAGAAGCUGUUUGGGUCACAGGACUUGACCUGGCUGGUGGCUCGUGGUACGAGGGAGGGGUUGGGGACUUUAAGCAGGCGGCCUUCACAGACAGCCUCACUUUUCAACGCUGAUGUGCACACAAACGGAGCGGUAGUGGCCGAAGAACAUGAGGUCCAGCGAGAAGCAAGGGUCACAUCAGUAAAAAGAGGAAAGCCAGCUGCAGAAAUGACACUGAAGAGAGCAGUGAAUCUGCUUUCUGAGGAGAAUUCAGCAGUGCAGGUGACGGCUGCAAAGUUCGUACAGAAUCAGUGCUUCAGCAGUGCAGAUGCCAAGAAAACCAUGUUCCACCUGCGAGGAAUCCCGAAGCUGCUGAAGCUUCUGGACUCUGAGAAUGAGGACCUACAGCAGGCUGCAGCAGGAGCUCUCCGAAACAUUGUCUUUGAGAACAGUGACAACAAAAUGGAGGUGAAAGACUGCAAUGGUGUUGCCGUGAUCCUCCGCCAGCUCAAUAUCAACCGCGAUAUUGAGAUGCGACGGCAGCUCACCGGUCUGCUGUGGAACCUGUCCUCUCACGACAUGCUGAAGGAGCACCUGGGCAGAGAUGCAGUAAAGCCACUCACUGACAGCGUGCUGGUGCCCUGCUCCGGUGUCUCAGAGGGGGAGGACCCUAAACUAGAGCUGCUGGCUGAUGCUGAAGUUUUCCUCAAUGCUACAGGCUGCUUGAGAAACAUCAGUUCAGCUGGGCCGAAUGGUCGUAAAGCCAUGAGAGACUGUGACGGACUCAUCGAUUCUCUUGUUUAUUAUGUCCGCGGGACCAUUGCAGAUUACAAACCUGAUGACAAGGCUUUAGAAAACUGUGUGUGUAUCCUGCAUAACCUGACCUAUCAGUUUGAACUGGAGCUUCCAGAAACGCUCAGACCAGUGGUGCAGGAGUCCAGACAGAGUCUUGCAGUGGAGACCCACACGCCAGGCUGCUUCAGUGUCAAGAGUUCCAAAAUCCAGGAGGAGGACAAUCUCUCAGAGUCAGACUGCCCCCUGCUGGAGGAAAACGGAAACCCUUGUGGUGUGGAGUGGCUGUGGAGUGCCAUCACCAUUCGCAUGUACCUGUCUCUUGUUGCCAUUAGCAACCGGCAGCUGACGCAGGAGGCAUCCAUAGGAGCCAUGCAAAACCUCACGGCAGGAACCGGAGGGGUAUCACAAGCUGUAGCCCACAUCAUAGUGCUGAGAGAAAGCGGCCUCCAACAGAUGAAGAAGAUGCUCCAGGAGGGAGAGGAGGGGGUCAUAAAGGUCUCUGUGUGUCUUAUUAAGAACCUGUCCCGCUACAAAGAACUGCACCCACAUAUUAUUAAACAGGUGUUGCCAGAGCUGGUUGCCAUGCUGCCUACAUCUGACACAAACUCUGAACAGCCUGUGGAGAUCACGUCAGUCUGCCACAUUCUUAACAAUCUGAGCCAAGCUUCUGUACAGAACAUCCACGCCAUCCUCAACCACGGAGUGCUGCCCAGGAUCAUCAGAAUCAGCAGCAAAGACCACAGAUAUGGACCCACGCGAGCUGGUCAGGCUGCUGGUGUUCUCCUGCAGACCCUGUGGAAGCAUUCUGAACUUCAUGGAAGCUAUAAAAAGGCUGGAUAUAGGAAGGCAGACUUCAUUAACAGCAGAACGGUGAAGGCUGUCAAUUCUGCUCGUGACUGACGUCAAGCGGAAAACAAGAUUGCAAAGAAACUAAACAAAAAAGUUUUCAAAAAUGUCAAAUUGAGACAAAAAUCUGGAAAAGGCUUUUGUCUACAAGUAUGAAUGUUAUAUGUGUAAAUGUAAUAUUUUCACAAUUGAGGCGUUUUGUAGUGUUUUUAUAUCUGUAUGGUAUCUGUAUAAAAGUCUUUGUUUGUAUUUUUUAUUAAACUACUGUAUUUUCA
Molecule: messenger RNA, 2892 nt
Organism: Astyanax mexicanus (Mexican tetra)
Lineage: Eukaryota; Metazoa; Chordata; Actinopteri; Characiformes; Acestrorhamphidae
Gene: pkp2
Product: plakophilin 2
Exons: 13
Coding region: 308-2671 (787 amino acids)
Biological process (GO): cell-cell junction assembly; heart development; intermediate filament bundle assembly
Cellular component (GO): cytoplasm; adherens junction; plasma membrane
Molecular function (GO): alpha-catenin binding; molecular adaptor activity; protein kinase C binding
Source: RefSeq, a predicted model, not a curated record